Molecule: messenger RNA, 4079 nt
Organism: Malurus melanocephalus (red-backed fairy wren)
Lineage: Eukaryota; Metazoa; Chordata; Aves; Passeriformes; Maluridae
Gene: BNIP2
Product: BCL2 interacting protein 2
Exons: 12
Coding region: 358-1332 (324 amino acids)
Biological process (GO): apoptotic process
Cellular component (GO): cytoplasm
Source: RefSeq, a predicted model, not a curated record
UCCCACCGUACAGGGAAGAGCUGUGAACGCGUAAAUCUCCGCGGGGAAAAUCCAUGGCCCUGCCCCGCRGGAUUGCUCACAGAGCGGCUGUUCCGCUGGAGGCGUAGCGAACGCGCAGCACAGAGCCGUGUCGCGGAAAGCCAACACAGCMAAGAGCUUCAGCUGGUUUGGACUUUUAUGUCAGCAGAAUGGUUUAUCAUGUYCCAUUAUUGGGGAUUCCUUGUUGCUGGUGAUGGGUGAGCCUGAAAAAAUACAGCUUUACUUGCAUAUCACAGGCUCCUCUUUAGCCCAUUGUGCUGAAGACCAGAGGUUCUGGCUGAUCAGGAGUCUCUGUUAGCAAWUCAAGUUGGCUGGAGAAUGGAAGGGGUUGAAUUUAAGGAAGAGUGGCAAGAUGAAGAUUUUCCAAGGCCCCUGCCAGAGGAUGAUCCUGUUGAGUCUGAUAGCUUGGCUGCAGCUGGAACAGAAAGUGAAGCUGAUACAGAAGGCAAUGGAACCAAAUUGAGGAAGAAACUAAUGGCUCCAGACAUUAGUUURACUUUGGAUCCCAGUGAGGAAUCUGUUUUGUCUGAUGACUUGGAUGAGAGUGGAGAGAUUGAUUUGGAUGAUCUAGAUACUCCUUCAGAAAACAGCAAUGAAUUUGAGUGGGAAGAUGAUCUUCCAAAACCAAAAACUACUGAUGUCAUUAGGAAAGGAUCACUGGCUGAAUACUCUGUGGCAGAGGAGAAGGACGAUGGGCGACGCUGGCGAAUGUUUAGGAUUGGAGAACAGGACCAUAGGGUGGACAUGAAGGCAAUCGAACCAUAUAAAAAAGUUAUCAGUCAUGGUGGUUAUUAUGGUGAUGGGUUAAAUGCCAUUGUUGUGUUUGCUGUUUGCUUCAUGCCUGAGAGCAGCCAGCCUAACUACAGAUACCUAAUGGACAAUCUAUUUAAGUAUGUAAUUGGCACUUUAGAGCUGUUAGUAGCAGAAAACUAUAUGAUUGUUUACCUGAAUGGUGCAACAACACGGAGAAAAAUGCCAAGUUUAGGCUGGCUUAGGAAAUGUUACCAGCAAAUUGAUAGAAGAUUAAGGAAAAAUCUGAAAUCACUGAUCAUAGUUCAUCCUUCCUGGUUCAUCAGAACACUCCUGGCCAUCACAAAGCCUUUUAUUAGCUCAAAAUUCAGCCAAAAAAUUAGGUAUGUCUUUACCCUGGCAGAACUAGCUGAACUCAUCCCCAUGGAAUACGUUGGCAUCCCAGAAUGCAUAAAACAGUAUGAAGAAGAAAAGUUUAGAAAGAAACAGAAAAGAGUUGACCAAGAGCUGAAUGGAAAACAAGAGCAGAAAAGUGAACAGUAAGUUUGGAGCCCAAACAAGACUGAAGAAUAUGCAGAUGGAACGAUGCUGUUUGUGCUCCAUUACAAUGCAUUCUYUGUGUGUAUGUAUUAUAUUAUCUGUUGCAAAAGGUGCUUUGGAGUAGCACACAAUGAACUGCUUACUGCUGUAUUGGUUUGUCUUGACUUUAAUUGCUGUUUAUGUAAUCGUUUAUACUGCUAAAUGGCAAGAACCCUAUGUUUUCAGGGGAUGUUCUUGCAACUGUUUAUCUAAAUGAUGCAUGUUCUUCAGUAAAAUAUUUAUAUACCUAAAUGUUAAAGGAAAGAGAUAAUAUAUAUAUUUUUUAUGACUGAGCAAUAUAUUGUGUGUACCUGCUGAAGGAAUUCAUUUGCAGGUGGACAAGGCCAUAAGUUACUUGUUGUUAUUGUAUAAAUCUGUUUUGCUAUAAAUGGUCAAGUGCAUUUCUUCAUUGUCAUGAAAAAUUGUUUGGAUAUUAACAAUUACAUUAACUCAGCUUUCACAAAUGUAGAGAUCCUUGUUUUUGUUCACAUACCUAAUACAGGUUCACUCCUUUACCUCACUAGAGUAAGCUUCAACUUUGGUGGCUUUCAGUCCAUUGUUCAGGAUGCAGAACUGCAGUUCUGUGGAUGUCAUUUGUUGGCCAYGAGGUUUAAACCUAAGCCACAAUAGUUGAACUGUCUGACUGAUAAGAUACCAGACCUUUUUCAUUGAAGUUGCUUCACUAUGUCAAGACUGUCUCAGCUAGCAGUAGGAAAUGAGUUCAUUGCAGUUCUCCAUGGAUGUAUCUUGGCUGUUACUAGUAGGAAUUCUGGUCAUGCUCAGUAGAACUUGGGAGUUACACAGGUGUUCUAGCCACAAUACCAUUUUUUGGGCAGAAAUACAAGAAGUCUUAGGCUUCCUUUGUCAUCCUUGUAGGUGAAACAUCCAUUUAUAAAGCUCUUAGUUAGACACAUGAUACCAGCACUAAUAAAACUUUUCAAAAGUGUUUUAAAGGUUGGGGUGUGUCUCGCUCCCUGCAAUGGUCGUAAGCCUGUGUCUGUAAGAGGUAUUUUUGGACACACAAUUAGUGUUUAGAGGUUUACUGAGACAACAGCAAUGCACUGGUUGAUAUGUUGUAAAAGUUUGUAACAUCUUCUGAUAAACAUUGCAAUUUCCAUGUAAGGGCAGGUAUGUGCAAAUAAAUUCAUUCAGGAGUUGAGCAAUAUAAUGUUGUAGCAAGUAUAUUAAAUCUUUGCUUUUGGUGUUUAUUGUGCUCACAAUUUUGUCUUAAUGCCAAAAAAUAUAAUUUCUUAACUAUAUUUAAUAUUAUUCAGCUACCUUAUUAAAAAAAGUUAUGUUCAACCAGAUUACUACCUGACACUGAUAAAUAACAGUUGUGAGAGAUUCCAUGGUGAAGACUUACCAAGUAACAAUUAAUCCACUGUCUCCAGUGAUACCUGUAUAGAUGUUGAGAGCAUAAGGAUGUCAGGUGAGGGAAAAUGGCUCAUGUCUCUAGAAGUUUAAGUCUGCAGUUCAGAUACUUUCAUCUCAAGAUCUAAGUCCUUUUGUUGCAGUAGUUCUGUGCCAGAGCUUCAAGGAGAUUGAUGUGCAGGAUGUAUUCACACAACAGUGUUGCCUUGCAUCCAUCCAUCAGGUUUGGAUCUUGCUCUGAAAGCAGAACAAAAUGCACUUUUUUGGGGCUGUCUUAUUUCCUGCUUCAGUUUUGGUGUUGACUGAGAUAAUUACAAAGUUCAAGUCAGUACAUGGGGCACUUUCAGCCUUUACUUCUGAUACUUUCACAGUGUGUUGUGUAAGACCAUGCAAACCUGAUUUUUACUGGGUUUGCAUUGUAUCCUAAGCUAAACAGGAAGCAUUCAGAUUAUCUCAUUUCCAUCUUUUCCUAAUUGAUAAGAGGAUUAUUCUCAGUAAAAUUUUAYUCUUAGUGGAGGGAUUCUAGUUCUYUAUGUCCUGUUGCUUCCUGUGUGGAUAGUGCAGUACAGAGUAGCCAGUCCUCUGUAUAUGCCAUAUUUACUAAAUGAUGGGAUUGUUGCUGUAUUUCCUGGUGGCCAAGGAUUCUACAGUUUCAUGCUGCAGUAGUAUGUUUUCUUUUGGAAAUGUGUAUGUGCUUACAAAUGGUUUAUUUCUCUAGUAUAAGUCGUUGUGAGUGAGUAYACAGCACAGUUCUGUCUCUAAAGAUAUGCAGCUUGAGAAAGAAGUGUACUAAAGGAUUAUUCCACUCUGACUUCUUGCAGCUCAUCAUUUAAUGGUGAGGUGGAUGUUUACAAAAAGCAAAGUGGUCCCAAAGCUGUGGGUAAUGUUUUGUCAAACUUAACUUUUUUUGAAAUUAUAAUAGAGUGUAAUAUAUUUUAAUAUUUAAAAACAUGAAAAGUUGGAAUGUUAUACUUCAAUAAAAAUUAUUUCAAAACUUGAAUCACUUUGUGAUAAGAUACAGUAUUGUAGGGAAUUCACUUUUCAAUGGCACUUCCUUCUAAAAGUAAGAGUUAUUUUGCUAGAACUUGGUGAGCUCUGUGAAAAAAUUUAUUGAGUCACUAAUUUACCUUUGAUUUGGAGGUCUCCUUAGUUUACAUAUAUAUUUAUGUGUGUAGAAAUAAGUCAUUACCUAUCUCAUUAUUGCUAUACAUGACUGAAAUAGAGAUGUUUGGGCCAGUGGCCUCUAUGUGACAUUUUGUAAACUGAUUUCUGCAAGAGGGUAAAUUCAGAAGUGCCAAGAGAUUCUGGAGAAAGUGUSAUUAAAAACUGAUGUGAGUAGA